CUUCGGCGUAGCGCUGGCCUUCCUCUUCCUUCCCCCCUCUCCACUCAAAUGGCGAGUUCCCCACCAGCGCCGGAAGUGCGGGGCUUGCGGACGGCGCGUUCUUCCCCUUUGCUCUCCCGGUCGGUUUUUGCAGCAAUUGCUGCGAAGUCUCGCCCGGCGGCCGGAGGGGGACGGAAGGCGUUGCACCGCGUGGCUCGGUCACCUCCAGCCGGGCGACCCCUCCGCCGCUUCCUUUGCAAAGCUCAGGCUCGCUGGCAUGGUUUUCCUCACUGUCCCGCUUUGGCUCCGCAGCCGGGUGACCGAUCGCUUCUGGCGCAAGCAGCUGAUUCUCAAGCAUGCCCUGCAUUUUCGUGGACGGAAGAACCGUUGUUAUAGCUUGGCAUACCGAGCUGUUCGGAGGGCCUUUGUGUACGCCACCAAGGCCAGAUUGCUCAAAAAGAGAGAUAUGAGGACGCUUUGGAAAACCAGGAUCGAAGCAGCAACGUUGGAACAUGGUAUUAAGUACCAUAAUUUCAUAAGUGGCCUUUAUAAGUGUCAGGUGGAACUGAACCGGAAAUCGCUGGCUGAGCUGGCCAUUUAUGAACCAAAGACAUUCAAAUCUUUAGCUGCUUUGGCGAAAAGAAGAGGGGAAGAAGGACUGCUUGCAGCCCAGGGCGAAGCAAAGGAGCCCGAAGGAAUAUUUUCCCGCCUACUGAAAUAUCCAUGAAGGGAACGCGCUCCCAAGGAGCUUUGCUCAAAUUUUAAAAAAGGACAUUUUAGAAAUAAAAAUAUUGAUUUUUUUUUC
This is a messenger RNA of Crotalus tigris (Tiger rattlesnake), 784 nucleotides long. It is a transcript of the gene MRPL20, whose product is annotated as mitochondrial ribosomal protein L20. Gene Ontology annotation, biological process: translation; ribosomal large subunit assembly. The transcript is spliced from 4 exons. Lineage: Eukaryota; Metazoa; Chordata; Lepidosauria; Squamata; Viperidae. The record is from RefSeq and is a predicted model, not a curated record. Gene Ontology annotation, molecular function: structural constituent of ribosome; rRNA binding. The coding region runs from base 257 to 706 and encodes 149 amino acids. Gene Ontology annotation, cellular component: ribosome.